Stegodyphus dumicola is the source of this 741-nucleotide messenger RNA. RefSeq names its product MAP kinase-activated protein kinase 2 (gene MAPk-Ak2). Gene Ontology annotation, biological process: protein phosphorylation. Gene Ontology annotation, molecular function: ATP binding; protein kinase activity. NCBI's taxonomy places the organism in Eukaryota, Metazoa, Arthropoda, Arachnida, Araneae, Eresidae. The record is from RefSeq and is a predicted model, not a curated record.
UUGUAGGUUGAUGGUGUAAUUUUUAUGGACGAAGUGUACAAAGUGGGUGUAAGAAAGCUGAGAAGAUCGAAAUCAAAUGCAUGGGUCCCACUUCUGUCUUAUGUGCAACAUCAUCGUAUAAAUUUAUAUCCGUUUCAUGCCGAUGAUCAUAGUGUUGCUUCUAUUUUUGCUUUCUUUUAUGGAUUUGUGUCGUUUUUGAAAUCUAUCCGACCGAAAGUUGUGAAAUCUCCUUCAGUUGCAAUGAGUGGAUUAGAGAAGCUGGGAAAUGCAAGAUCGCCUCUUUGCCCGAAACAGAUCCCAAUUUUACAGGAUUAUAACAUAACAGAUACAGUACUUGGACUAGGUAUAAACGGAAAAGUUGUGGAGUGUUAUGACAAGCAAACUGGAAUGAAAUAUGCUCUGAAAGUUUUACGAGAUUCUUCAAAGGCAAGAAGAGAAGUAGAGUUACAUUGGAGAGCUAGUAAUUGUCGACAUAUUGUUAACAUAAUUGAUGUUUAUGAAAAUAUGUAUGGUGGCUACAAGUGCUUAUUAGUAGUCAUGGAGUGGAUUGGAACCCAAAGUGUCAGUGGUAGAGGAGCUUGUUCUCUGGGAAAAUCCAUGGGUCUGGAUGUGGAUGAGAGAGAUGUGAACGAACUCGUUGAGGAACAGUCUCAGGAGCUGACAACCGAGGAAUUACGUGAUCUACAUUUGCAGCAGCAUACGGAGGUUCAACGAAAAAUUGGUUUUGAAGAGGAGCCUUAG